Molecule: messenger RNA, 2015 nt
Organism: Vigna unguiculata (cowpea)
Lineage: Eukaryota; Viridiplantae; Streptophyta; Magnoliopsida; Fabales; Fabaceae
Gene: KAT3
Product: potassium channel protein
Biological process (GO): transmembrane transport; potassium ion transport
Cellular component (GO): membrane
Molecular function (GO): voltage-gated potassium channel activity
Source: RefSeq, a predicted model, not a curated record
CGUUGGCUCAAAGAAUGUCGAUGUCGUCUCGAGAGAGAAGAUGCUCAAGCAACGAAAUGGCCUCUGUUUCAAGUACCAUCUUUCCAGCAUUUGGCACCCCCAUCUUUCAUGUAGAACCUUAUUCCAACCUAAGAAAAUACGUCAUUUCUCCCUAUGACCGUAGAUAUCAAUUGUGGCAAACGUUGGUAGUGGCUUUGGUAGUGUACUCUGCAUGGGCAUCUCCAUUCGAGCUAGCUUUCAGAAAACUGUUAGCUGGGUCAUUGUUGACCGUUGUCGAUCUCCUUGUUGAUGCCUUCUUUGCAGUUGACAUAAUCCUUACUUUCUUUGUGGCUUACUUCGAUACAUCAACUUAUCUCCUCGUCCAUGAUCAUAACAAGAUUGCUCUCAGGUACGUCAAAAAGUUGCACUUCACCAUGGAUCUAGCCUCCACUCUGCCAAUUGAGCAGAUAUAUCAAAUUCUGACGGGCAAGCCAAGCAGAAGCGAGUUAUUUGGUUUCCUAAUUAUGCUAAGACUCUGGAGAUUGAGGCGUGUUAGCGAACUCUUCGCAAGGCUAGAGAAAGACAUACGAAUCAAUUAUUCUGCGACAAGAUUUUGCAAACUUAUAUGUGUUACACUAUUUGCAGCACACUUCGCAGGCUGCAUGUUUUUUUGGUUGGCUGUCGAGCACAAGACACCGAAACACACGUGGUUAGGGAACAAAACACAGGACUUUCAUGAAUUGGGAGUCGGGUUGGGUUACACUUAUUCUGUGUACUGGUCUGUUUCAACCCUUACCAGCGUUGGAUAUGGAGAUUUUUAUGCAGUAAAUUUAACGGAGAUGCUUUUCUGCAUUUUUUACAUGCUCUUUAACAUCGGCCUCGGUGCAUAUAUUAUUGGAAACAUGACAACUCUGUUGGUUCAUAGCUCUGUCGGAACCUUUGCCGUAAGGGAUGUCUUCAACAAAAUAUUACAGUAUGCAAACAAAAAUAGACUCCCGGGACGACUAAAGGAGCAAAUAUUGGCACACAUGCAAUUGAAGUUUAAGACUGCAGAGUUGCAGCAAGAACUGUUAGAAGACCUGCCUAAAACUAUAAGAUCCUGUAUUGCUCACCACCUUUUCAGAAACAUAGUUGAAACAGCAUAUUUAUUCAAAGGAGUUUCUGAUUAUUUUAUCACCCAGCUGGUGUCAGAAACGAAGGCAGAAUACUACCCAUCUAAGGUUGACAUUAUCUUGCAAAAUGAGAUGCCAAAAUAUUUGUACAUCUUGGUAUCUGGGUCACUGGAUGUGUUGAAAUACAAUAAUGGGUCAGAACAGUUUUUAUUCGAACUUGAGUCUGGAGACAUGGCAGGAGAAAUAGGCGUGAUGUUUAAUAUUCCACAACCUUUUACAGUAAGAAGUAGAGGGCUCUCCCAGGUCAUACGAAUCAAUCAUCAUCACUUCAAGCAGAUGGUGCAACCAUUUAGUGACGAUGGGAAGGCUAUCAUGUACAACUUUAUUCGGCAUUUGAACGGCCUCAAAGGCAAGGUGCUAGAAGAAAUAUCUUAUGUAACGGAAUUGCUGGGUGACCUUGAGCACUGGUUUUUGCAGCAUCUGAAACAAAAUGAGGGCACACUCCAUGAAGUUUCAAGAUAUCAAGAUCCAUAUAAAGAAGGAAAAAUAGGAAAUUUCAAACCACUGAGAAGACCAGUCCCCGUUAGAGUUACAAUCCACGGACACCAUCCCAAUGAAAACAAAAUGGGAAAUGGAACAACGCCAAAGCUCAUACUUCUCCCAAAUUCGAUAGAAGAUAUUUUCAGAGCUGCAGAGAGAAAAUUCGGAAAAAGAGGAAGCAAAAUUCUCAUGGCUGACGGCACAGAAGUAGAAGAAUUAAACGCGAUAAGGGAGAAUGAUGAGUUGUAUAUUCUCUAAUGAUCAAACUAAAGAGAGAUUAACAAUGUGCUCUGCUCAUUUCGGUACGUUUCCGUUUCAGGUGGCGAUCUACUUAAUCAAACAAGAUAUAUGGGAAUAAAAUGUAUAAAAAUGAAAAAUGUAGAA